Haliotis rufescens (red abalone) is the source of this 1546-nucleotide messenger RNA. RefSeq lists its product as uncharacterized. The coding region runs from base 1053 to 1514 and encodes 153 amino acids. The record is from RefSeq and is a predicted model, not a curated record. The transcript has 11 exons. Lineage: Eukaryota; Metazoa; Mollusca; Gastropoda; Lepetellida; Haliotidae.
CUUUGAACGAUUUGUAGGUCUCGACUUCAGGUUGUCCACAUGGGGUGUCACAAUGCAUGCAAAAGUCUUUGUUUGCUGGCACAUUUUUUAUUCAGUCGACUUGAAUGUCACAGAUCUGUUUAAAAUUACCUGGUAAAAAUAGAUUUGAUAUUUGGAGCCUGGAUGGUAUGUGCAAAAGCAGCAUUCAUGAAGUCUCCAGUCUGAUGGUGCUAAACAAUGAACUGGGAUAGAACUGGUCUUGAGCGUCCCAUGCUUGAAAGAGGCAACGAACGGGAUUGGGCAGUCAGGCUCGUUUACUUUGUUGAUGCAUUCCAUUUUGCAAAGAUUCAUGAUGCUUGGUUAAAUCUUCCGCUACCACUGAUCAUGUUGGUUAGAUGAGUUAUAAGACUGUGCAGGGAUGGGUUAAUUAUAUUCAGUGACAAAAUUCAACAAUGCACAUGUUUGUAUGUCCUUUAGGGGGGCACAUGUCUAAGUAGCAGUUCAAACAAGAUUUUCGAUGAUGACAAAGAUGACGAGUCUGAUGCGCUUCUUGCUGUUGACCAUUCCAGUUUUUGGUUUGGGAAAAUGGAAAGAUCUGCUUUCAAGAUGACAAUCGAGGCAUUUGUCUGAGAAAUCCUCAGUUUGUACAGGGCAUGAUUGCAAAAUUAUUACUUUGUAACAAUUGUUCCCUAAGUCCAUGAGCUUUAAGAAUAUUGGCUUCGCAUGUCCACUUGGCAACAGUGGUGAAGAAACUUGGCCUUGAUCAUGGUUACUUGCUUUAGCCUAGACUGACAUUUAGUCCCAGAAAUAAAAUCCUAAAUUUCAGGGGCAAACCAAAUCUGCAAGCUGAUUUGUUGGAAUUUGUCAACAGUCAUGUUUACAUGCCAUUCAAGUACAACAGCAUAAGUCUGUUCUAAUUUGGAAGGAUCUGCUUAAUGUAAACCUGAAAGGUGGAGGCUUACCUAGCUCGGCAGUGAACAUCUAUGCAGUGCUCAAAGAUGACACCACACUGACCCUGUUAGUAACAACCUGAAACUGUCUUGAAAGAGCAAGCUGAGAGGUCAUGUAAUUAUAUGGCAUUGACAUCAACUGCUUGUCAAGUUGUCAGUAGUUCAAGUGCACAUGCAGAGGAAAAUGGACGACACUUCCUAGAAGUACUUACUCGGGACCACCAGGAGGAAAGUCUUGCAACAAGAGCAGACAUCCUGUCAGGAAUUUUAACAUUGUUGUGCCUUGAACGAUUGCUGUCCAGUGAAAACAUGUGUGAUGUCUGUCCUGCAGAACUGAUGCUACCUUUGUUACAGAAGGUAGAAACUGAAAAAGGCAGAGGUUUAAUGCUGUGGGUGAAGUUCACAGAACAGGAAAAGGUAACCUUGACCAACACCAGCAGCAGUCUACACGGAUCUGCAAUUCUAUCAGUGGCUGUAGUCUUUCCUUUGAACCUGCUCGUUUGGUACCCAAGGUUUCUAAAUGGAACUUCCCUGAGCCCACUCUCCCAGAUGCAUGGGAAGUGUUGGCUGCAUGCUGUGGUAUGACACUGACUGACAAUAAAUCAAUGAAGUUACAA